Molecule: messenger RNA, 851 nt
Organism: Peromyscus maniculatus bairdii (prairie deer mouse)
Lineage: Eukaryota; Metazoa; Chordata; Mammalia; Rodentia; Cricetidae
Source: RefSeq, a predicted model, not a curated record
CAGUCCUGACGAAGAGACCAUUCUGUUCCCUACCGAGAUGAAGCUGCUGUUGAUGCUGCUGCUGCUGGCUUUGGAGCUGACUCUAGUCUUUGUCCACGCAGAAGGAGAAACUAGUGCCAGGGGAAAGAACUUUAAUCCAAAAAAGAUUGAGGGGAAAUGGUAUUCCGUUGGCCUGGCCUCUGACAAGAGAGAAAUGAUAGAAGAAGUUAAAUGGAAUCAGAACCUGGAGAUAAGGGUGGAGCAGGCUGAGAAAGCCAGCCCUAUCAAUGUCCUUCAGCACCAGCUCACCUUGUUUUACAGAAUAAAUGGAGUGUGCACCGGGCUGUAUUUAGUUUGUGAUGAAACAGAAAAGGAUGGUGAAUAUUUUGUUGAAUAUGAUGGGCGCAAUAAGUUUACUGUGCUUGAUACAGACUAUGAUGGUUAUGUUAUAUUUCAUCUCAGAAAUGUCAACAAAGGGGAGACAUUCCAGCUGAUGGAGCUCUAUGGCCGGAAACAAGACUUGAGUUCCAAAAUCAAGGAAAAGUUUGCGGAGCUCUGCAAGAAGCAUGGCAUUGUUGAGGAAAACAUAUUGGACCUAACUGAGGCUGAUCGCUGUCUCCAGGCCCGAGAUGGAGGAAAGGCCUGAGCUUCUGGUGUCGAGCGGGGACCCCUCACCUGGACCUCAGCAUCAUCCCUCCCUGUCCACACACCGUCCUGUGACAAGUUCUGUGAUCCGAUUCCCAUCACUGACACCCAGGAAAGCUUACUCCCUGCAUCCCCAGAAUCUUCCCUGAUUACCUGGGAGGACUCAUGGAGAAUCAAAGGCUUUCUUUUAAAUUUCUCUUUGCCACACCCACAACUCUCCAUGAAUG